This is a messenger RNA of Penicillium diatomitis, 582 nucleotides long. RefSeq names its product DASH complex subunit DAD3 family protein. NCBI's taxonomy places the organism in Eukaryota, Fungi, Ascomycota, Eurotiomycetes, Eurotiales, Aspergillaceae. Gene Ontology annotation, cellular component: DASH complex; mitotic spindle. Gene Ontology annotation, biological process: attachment of spindle microtubules to kinetochore. The record is from RefSeq and is a predicted model, not a curated record. Bases 1 to 582 code for a protein of 193 amino acids. The transcript is spliced from 2 exons.
AUGUCUGCAUUUGCAGCCUCCACCGACCCCGACGCUCUCGAUUACUCUUACACCGAGCCCGAGCCCGAGCCCGAGACAGCGACCAGUCCUUCGCUUGGCGCACAGGAUGCAGACAUGGACUCUCCAGAUGCCGGUGCCUCUCACAACCAGUCAAGGAAUCCUCUACUGGGCGAUGAUACACCAUUGGUCUCGGAUCUAGAACAAGAGGUUCUGGACGAAUAUACGCGUUUGCUGCGCAAUGUCAAUCAGGUAAGGCUUGCAAUGCCCGAUCUGCGAGGACUCUGCGCUUCGCAUGCCUUGCUCUCUGAAAAGAUCGGCGAUCUUGCGGGUUCCCCGGCUUCAAUGACGCUGGAUGGAAUGCGACUACUGGAACGGAAAACUGCCACUGUUUGCACGCUGCUCAAAGCGAGUGUGUACAGUAUUGUCUUGCAGCAACAGAUCUGGAACGAGAGUGAGGAGCAGCAGCAACAGCAACAGCAACAACAACAUAUGCAAGAUAAUGACCCGGAUGAUCAAUUUUCGGAUCAAGGCUACCAGCAUAGUGGAAUUUACGAUCGAGAUGGGGACAUCACUUUUCAGUAA